Oncorhynchus nerka (sockeye salmon) is the source of this 310-nucleotide messenger RNA. RefSeq names its product cAMP-dependent protein kinase type I-beta regulatory subunit-like. The annotation marks the transcript as partial. The transcript has 3 exons. The record is from RefSeq and is a predicted model, not a curated record. Lineage: Eukaryota; Metazoa; Chordata; Actinopteri; Salmoniformes; Salmonidae.
UCUCUCUCUCUCUCUCUCUCUCUCUCUCUCUUUCUCUCAUAGUGACAUAUUUGAUGCCAUGUUCCCUGUCAUGCACAUUGCGGGAGAGACAGUUAUUCAGCAAGGUGAUGAAGGAGACAACUUCUAUGUGAUUGACCAAGGAGAAGUGGAUGUAUAUGUGAACGGAGAGUGGGUGACCAGUAUCGGGGAGGGGGGCAGCUUUGGGGAGCUGGCCCUGAUCUACGGGACCCCCCGAGCCGCCACCGUCAAGGCCAAGACUGACAUGAAGCUGUGGGGCAUCGACCGGGACAGCUACCGACGCAUCCUCAUG